This is a messenger RNA of Lathyrus oleraceus (garden pea), 714 nucleotides long. Its product is annotated as protein MAIN-LIKE 1-like. Bases 1 to 714 code for a protein of 237 amino acids. The transcript has 3 exons. The record is from RefSeq and is a predicted model, not a curated record. Lineage: Eukaryota; Viridiplantae; Streptophyta; Magnoliopsida; Fabales; Fabaceae. Gene Ontology annotation, biological process: meristem development; meristem maintenance.
AUGUCGAUUGGGAAGGUUCAGUCACAGAUAAAAGAUCAAUCUCUGAAUAUUGUGCAUAUGUUUGGGGAGAUAGGUCCGAAGAAAGAUUUGAAGGUUGUUGGACACGGACUUAAGUUGACAUCGAGGCUUCCACUAGCUCUUCCACAACAGAUGGACAGUUGGGUUUCUAGGUCUGGGUUAUAUUCACUCCAAAGAACUAGUUUAACGAAGAUAGACACAAACUUUAUAUCCGCAUUUGUGGAGAGAUGGAAUCUAGAGACGUCUUCAUUUCACAUGUCGUUUGGUGAGAUGAGCAUUACUUUGGAUGACGUCUCUUGUCUGCUUCACUUGCCCAUCAGGGGUGUGUUAUGGAGUCCUCAAGAUGUCACUGAAGAAGUUGUUGUUGAACUUGUUGUUGACUACUUAGGAGUGUCACAGAGUGAGGCACAGAGACAUGUUCGUAGUUGCAUGAGUUCUUAUUAUAAUGUGGAGUUGUUAUACGAUUUAUUCGUACAUCAUAAAGCUGCUUCUAUAUGGACAUAUGCGACUAGAGCAUAUUUGUUGAUGUUGGUGGGUUCCAUAAUUUUUGCCGACAAGACUUUUACACUUGUCGAGGCACGAUAUCUCUUACUGAUUACGAACUUAGAUAGAUGUCCGGGAUACAGUUGGGGAGCAACUGCAUUGUGCUGGAUUCACGAGUACUUUCCAACUGUUGGAAAAAGAGGAGAGAAUUAG